AAUUACAGUUUUCUAAACUUGAAGUGAAAGGCCACUGAACCAUCUUAUAGAUUUUGAUUUCUAACAAAGUAAAUAUCAAUCUUGAAAAGCCCACACAAACAAAUAAAAAGCCCAUUGGGGGUCUUUUUUUUUUUAUUGAGUAAAGGGGUUUUGGGAAUAAAAAGUGAGGAAACCACUGUGGUCUCAGACAUCCCCAGCCAUGAUUGCAUACUUGGCCCAUUUCUUGCUGUGCCCUCACAAAGCCCCAUUGUGAAGUCAUGGCAAGACCUGUCUAUAUAAGACCCUGGCUCGGCUGGGUGUUUGGUCUUACAGCCCAGGAAGCUUUGGUGACCUGUCGGCCUUUGACCCUAGCUAGUUUGAUUUCGACUUCUCUUUUUUUCAUUUUGUUUAUUUAGUUUUUUAUUUUCAUUUUUCUUUUUUCUCUACUCCUUUUCUCUCCCAAUUUUUUUUGCCUUUUUCUGUUUUUACUUUUUUCUUUUUUCUCCUUUUUUAGUUUUUCUUUUUCUCAAUUUUUCUUCGUUUCCUCCCUUCAUUUUCUUUGUGUGUGUGUGUGUGUGUGUGUGUGUGUGUGUGUGUGAGUGUGUGUGUUUUUCAUUUGUUUCUUUUGUGUUAGCGUUUUAGUACAGUUAGUAUAGUUCAUAUUGUUAGUACAGUUCAUAUUCAUAGUAUUGUUAGUAUUGGCAAAUUUUGUAGGUUGGUAUUGUUGGUUAGCAUAGUCCGUGUAAUUAGCAUUAUUUAGCGUUAGUAUAGUUAGUAGGUCACCAUGCUUCAGGGGCGUAAGGCCAUUACCGCUGGUGAGGAGGACACCUGUAUUUACGAGAUCCCCAAGACCACCAGUGAGGGCAGCAUCCCCACGAUGAAGCUGGCCCCGCACAUCCUAACCGGGAAGCAGUCUGAUGUGAAGUUCAUCAGGAAAACCCAGAAGGACCCCGCUGGCCUCCAGGGACUUUGUCGUGAAGCCCAGAAUAUGAAGACCUCAAGUCACCCAAGUAUUGUCAUGUCACUCGAGGUGAUCAACACCAAGAAAACGUUAGUCCUCCUUUCAAAAUAUGUAAGCAGAGACAACCUGUGUGAAGAUUUUACACACCAUCGCCAAGUGACGGAGGAGGUUCCAGACAAAUUCUGCCAGCUGUUAUCGGUUGUGGAGUACUGCCACCAACAAGGUAUGAUCGGCGAAUAUCAGAGGCUGGAGACACUGCUUUUUGAGAAGAAGCUGAAGGUAAAACACACGGGGGGUGGACUGAGCAUCCAGUUUGCUGGCUACAAACUCCACACUUUCUGGGACAGCCCCCCUUAUUCUGCCCCGCGACUCUUCCUGCAGCAAAGGGACGACACCCCUUCCGCAGACCCUUGGAACCUGGGGGUGGUUUGGUACUGCUUGGCCACCGGGUUUGAGCCGUUUCUGGGGGAAGUCUUCUGGGAAGCGGAACGAAAUAUCGAAAACAGGGAACACAGUGCUUUGAUUUUCAUGUCCCUGGAGACUGAAAACAUGUGGUACACGUUGACAACUAUCCAGCCCAUGAGCAGCACACCAACCACAGUCCGCUCCUGGAGCUCCGUCCCAACCUGUUCCAGCACAGGCCUGUCCUCAGAGCGGAGUAGUCUGACCUCCGAAGGGACCGGCAUAGGGACCACGAUUAGCGGGCCCAGAUGCAACUCACCAGCCACAAACUCCAACACCAGCAGUGAAUGCAGGCAGCCAGGGAGGAUGUCCCUAGAGCCAAAAAAUCAGGUUCUCAAAGCUCUUGAUAAAUUCAAAAAUUUAUUCAAAAAGAACAAUAAAAUAGAACCCCAAAAAAAUGCAAAUAAAUGAGAGCCAUAAGAGA
Molecule: messenger RNA, 1826 nt
Organism: Acinonyx jubatus (cheetah)
Lineage: Eukaryota; Metazoa; Chordata; Mammalia; Carnivora; Felidae
Product: serine/threonine-protein kinase MARK2-like
Exons: 2
Coding region: 764-1813 (349 amino acids)
Biological process (GO): protein phosphorylation; microtubule cytoskeleton organization; intracellular signal transduction
Cellular component (GO): cytoplasm
Molecular function (GO): protein serine/threonine kinase activity; ATP binding; tau-protein kinase activity
Source: RefSeq, a predicted model, not a curated record